Molecule: messenger RNA, 2343 nt
Organism: Fonsecaea multimorphosa CBS 102226
Lineage: Eukaryota; Fungi; Ascomycota; Eurotiomycetes; Chaetothyriales; Herpotrichiellaceae
Exons: 3
Coding region: 1-2343 (780 amino acids)
Biological process (GO): protein O-linked glycosylation via mannose
Cellular component (GO): membrane; endoplasmic reticulum
Molecular function (GO): dolichyl-phosphate-mannose-protein mannosyltransferase activity
Source: RefSeq, a predicted model, not a curated record
AUGUCGUCCCCCAAUUCGACCCUGCGACACAGGGGACCAAAAGAGAAAAAUAAAGCUGUAGUUAGCGGGGACAAGGAUGAUGCGGUUUUGAAUGACGCACUCCAGAAUGCGCAGAAGAGUGUGUUCAACGAAUGGGAGUACAAGCUGGCGCUGGGGAUAAUCACCACCCUUGCAUUCGUAACCCGGUUCUUUGGCAUCAGCCAUCCAAAUGAAGUCGUGUUCGACGAAGUGCACUUUGGAAAGUUCGCAUCCUACUACCUGCAGCGCACUUAUUUCUUCGACGUCCACCCUCCCUUUGGAAAGCUCCUCUUUGCCUUUGUGGGCUGGCUCGUUGGCUAUGAUGGACAUUUCCUGUUUGACAACAUUGGCGAAUCCUACAUCACGAACAACGUCCCCUACCUUGCAUUCAGAGCAUUGCCUGCGUUCCUCGGAGCCCUGACCGUGGUGGUCGUCUACCUGAUCAUGUGGGAAUCCGGGUACUCGCUCCCGGCGUGUGUCUUAGCUGCUGGGCUGGUUCUCUUUGACAACUCCCACGUGGGCCAAACUCGGUUGAUUCUGCUGGACGCAACUCUGGUCUUCUUCGUCUCACUCAGUAUCUAUUGCUACGUUCGCUUCUACAAGCAGCGGCACGAGCCUUUUGGCAGGAAGUGGUGGAAGUGGCUCCUAUUGUGUGGCUUCUGCAUGAGUUGUGUCAUCUCCACCAAAUACGUCGGUGCUUUUACCUUCUUCACCAUUGGAUGUGCAGUGCUCAUCGACUUGUGGGAUCUGCUCGACAUCAACCGAAAAGGAGGCGCCCUGGAUCUUUUCACUUUCGGGAAGCAUUUCGUGGCCCGCGCGCUCGGCUUGAUCAUCAUACCUUUCUUCUUUUACCUCUUCUGGUUCCAGGUUCAUUUCGCCAUUCUGACCAGGUCCGGUCCAGGCGACGACUUCAUGACGCCCGAAUUCCAGGAAACUCUCAGCGACAACUUGAUGCAUCAAGCGUCCGUCGACAUCCAAUACUACGACUACAUCACUCUCCGCCACAAAGACACCAAGGUCUAUCUGCACAGUCACCCGGAUAAGUACCCUCUGAGAUACGACGACGGCCGAAUCUCGAGUCAAGGUCAACAAGUCACGGGCUACCCCUUCAACGACACCAACAACGAAUGGCAGAUCCUGCCCAACGGCCACAUCCCCGAUCCAUCCAUGAGCGGAAAACCAGUUUUGAAUGGCGACAUUGUCAAGCUCCGACACGUCGUGACCAACACCAUGCUUCUGACCCACGACGUCGCAUCCCCCUAUUUUCCCACCAACCAAGAAUUCACUACCGUCCCGCUCGAGGUCGCCUCUGGGGACCGGCACAACGACACCCUGUUCGAGAUCCGAAUGGAACAGGGGAAAAAAGGGUCCCCCUUCAAGACCAUGUCCGGCCAAUUCAAACUGAUCCACUACCCGACAAAAGUCGCCAUGUGGACGCACACCACUCCGCUACCGGAUUGGGCAUUCAAACAGGCCGAGAUCAAUGGGAACAAAAACGCACAACAGUCCUCCAAUAUCUGGUACGUGGACGACAUCCCCAGCCUCCCCGAGGAUUCGCCACGGCGCGAGAAGGAGGUGAAGAAGACCAAAUCCCUGCCCUUUUACAGAAAGUACAUUGAACUGCAGCGCGCCAUGUUUUACCACAACAACGCGCUCACGGCUUCGCACCCGUACGCCACGCUGCCUUACCAGUGGCCGUUUUUGUUGAGGGGGGUCAGCUUCUGGACGCAGGACUCGACCAAGCAGCAGAUUUAUUUCCUGGGAAAUCCCAUCGGGUACUGGAUCGCGAGUGCUCUGUUGGCUGUCUUUGCCGGCAUUAUGGGUGCGGAUCAACUGAGUCUGAGGAGAGGGAUUGAUGCACUUGAUCGUCGUACUCGCUCCCGCCUGUAUAACUCGACAGGCUUCUUCUUCCUCUGCUGGGCCGCCCACUAUUUCCCCUUCUACCUCAUGGGCCGUCAACUGUUCCUGCACCACUAUCUGCCCGCCCACCUCGCCUCAUGUCUCGUGACCGGCGCCCUCGUUGAAUUCAUAUUCAACGUCGACCCCGUCGUUGACGACGAGACCCACCACGCCGUGCAACAGAAGAAAGACAAAGUCACCGGCAAAGUCAUCCCGGAGAAGUCGAGAAAACACUUCCAGACCGCGGCCGAGCGACUCAAGGGCCAGAGCAUGCUGGGCACCUGGAUCGCCACGGCCGUCAUUCUAGCCGCCGUCCUGUACGGGUUUUACUUCUUCUUCCCCCUGACGUACGGCUGGCCGGGCUUGACUCCCGCGCAAGUGAAUGCCCGCAAGUGGCUCGGGUACGACUUGCAUUUCGCAAAGUGA